Messenger RNA from Cladophialophora psammophila CBS 110553, 660 nucleotides. RefSeq lists its product as uncharacterized. NCBI's taxonomy places the organism in Eukaryota, Fungi, Ascomycota, Eurotiomycetes, Chaetothyriales, Herpotrichiellaceae. Bases 1 to 660 code for a protein of 219 amino acids. The record is from RefSeq and is a predicted model, not a curated record. The transcript has a single exon.
AUGUCUCCCCCAUCCUUCAACAAGAACGAGAAUGAGGCACAGCGACUCGGCGCCGCCGUCGAUAGAAUGAGGAUUGCGUCAGUCUUGAACGACAAUGAUCAAGACCAGGACGAAACAAUGGAAUGCGAGACCAACCAAUCCGAUGACGCCCAGUCUAGAGACGAGGGCUCCGACACGGGAGAUUCCACCGAGGAUAGCCACAGCGAAGCUACAUCCAGCAGCUCCAUUGAUCGACGCUCCAUCGAUCGGAUGCUGAGAGAACGAAGGCGUAGACGUCCCCACUCACCGUGCAAGAAAUACACGCCCGAGCAAGCAUAUUUCAUCUGGUAUUACCGAACCGAUUUGGAGCAAGCCUGGGACGAAGUCGAAAAAGCAUUCCAACGCCAAUUCGGCGAAGACAGAAAAAAGCCCGGACUGCAAUGCAAAUUUUAUCGCCUCCUCGGUGAAGAAGGCGUCGAGAAAGUCAGAGAACAGGCGAAAUCGGGACACAGAACGCUAGGAGACAAGGUCGGCAAGUUUGGGGUGGUACAGAGAACCACUGCGAGAUUCCCUUGGAUGCGGCUGGAGGAUCAAUUGACACCUCCCCUGCCGUGUUUUGCCCAGCGGGGUGGCUGUGGAAAUCCGACUUGCAAGACGUGUUCUGGAACCAAGCGCCCAUGA